This is a messenger RNA of Fraxinus pennsylvanica, 4890 nucleotides long. Lineage: Eukaryota; Viridiplantae; Streptophyta; Magnoliopsida; Lamiales; Oleaceae. The record is from the annotation of a GenBank genome assembly.
AUGGCUCAGAAGCUGCAGCAGCAGCUUAGUGAGCUCGGAUUGAAGCUCGAUAACCCCCCUGCGUCUAAAGACGCUCUCAUUAAGCUAUUGAAGCAAGGUGCAGCAUAUCUUUCUGAAUUGGAUCAGUCACCACUAAAAUCUGUAUUGGAGUCCAUGCAGCCUUUUCUUAUUGCAAUUGCCAAGCCAGAACUUCUAAAUCAUCAAGAUAGGGAGGUCAAGCUUUUUGUUGCUGUCUGUAUCUGUGAAAUAACUCGAAUUACUGCACCUGAUGCUCCUUACGACGAUGAUAUUUUAAAGGAUAUCUUCCAGUUGAUUGUCAGUACUUUCAGUGGCUUAAGUGACACAAAUGGCCCGUCUUUUGGAAGGAGAGUUGUAAUCUUGGAAACUCUUGCAAGAUAUAGAUCGUGUGUUGUGAUGUUGGAUCUUGAAUGUGACGAUCUCGUUAACGAAAUGUUUAGCACUUUCUUCUCUGUUGCCAGAGAUGAGCAUCCUGAAAAUGUUCUGGCUUCGAUGCAAAUAAUCAUGGAGCUUCUCUUAGAAGAAAGUGAGGAUGUGCAGGAGGAUCUUUUACUUGUUUUACUUUCUGUUUUAGGUCGCAAUAAAAGGGAUGUAACAUUGGCUGCAAGGAGGCUUGCUAUGAAUGUGAUAGGCCAUUGCGCUGCGAAACUCGAACCUGGCAUAAAGCAGUUUCUUGUUUCAUUAAUAUCAGGAGACAGCAGGUCCAAGAAGUGCCAGAUUAACUAUCAUGAAGUCAUCUUUGAUAUCUAUCAUUGUGCCCCUCAAAUAUUAUUGGGAGUUAUUCCUUUCCUAACUGGAGAACUCUUGACUGAUCAGUUGGACACUCGUUUAAAAGCAGUUGGCUUAGUUGGGGACCUUUUUGCGCAGCCAGGAUCUGUUAUCUCUGAAGCAUUCCAGCCAAUGUUUUUGGAAUUUCUGAAAAGGGUGACUGAUAGAGUUGUGGAGGUCAGAAUGUCUGUCCUUGAGCAUGUCAAAAGUUGUCUGCUGGCAAAUCCUUUUAGAGCUGAGUCUCAGCAAAUUAUCUCUGCGCUUUGUGACCGACUGCUGGACUAUGAUGAAAAUGUCCGUAAACAAGUUGUUUCUGUGGUUUGUGAUGUGGCAUGCCAUUCCUUAACAUCUGUACCUGUUGGAACUAUCAAGCUGGUUGCGGAACGCCUUCGAGAUAAAUCUUUUCUUGUUAAAAGGUACACAAUGGAUAGGCUAGCUGAUAUAUUCCGAGUUUAUUGCUUGAACCGCUCCCCUGUAUCAACAGAGAAUGAUGAAUAUGAUUGGAUUGUUGGGAAGAUUUUAAGAUGUUUUUAUGAUAAAGAUUUCAGAUCAGACACAAUUGAACCCAUUCUAUGUUUAUCAUUGUUUCCAAGUGAUUAUUCAAUCAAAGAUAAGGUGACAGGCUGGAUAAGGGUUUUCUCUGGAUUUGACAAAGUGGAGGUUAAGGCUCUUGAGAAGAUACUAGAACAGAAGCAAAGAUUACAACAAGAGAUGCAGAAGUACCUUUCCUUCAGACAGUUGUCCCAGGAAGGUGAUGUUACUGAGCUCCGUAAGAAAGUAUUAUUCAGCUUUCGUGUUAUGUCUCGUUGUUUUACUGAUCCGGCAAGGGCGGAGGAGACCUUUCAUAUUCUUGAUCAGUUAAAAGAUUCUAACAUUUGGAAAUUAUUGGCAAGUCUUCUUGACCCAAACAACAGCUCUCUUCAAGCUUCUAGUUCACGGAGUGAUUUGCUAUGUAUCCUUGGCGAGAAGCACCAACUCUAUGAGUUCUUGAAUGCUCUCUCUUUGAAAUGCUCGUAUCUACUUUUCAACAAGGACCAUGUUAAAGAAAUCCUUCUAGAAGCUGGCAUACAGAAAUCCACUGGAAAUACCCAGUUACUUUUGUCUUGCAUGACUAUACUUGUGAUUCUUGCACGUUUCAGUCCUUCACUGCUUGGUGGAAUUGAAGAUCUGAUUCAUCUUCUUGAUGAUGACAAUGAAAUAAUUAGGGAAGGUGUUUUGCAUAUUCUUGCAAAAGCUGGGGGAACCAUCCGAGAACAUCUGGGUGUUUCAUUAAGAUCCUUAAACCUUAUACUCGAGCGAAUAUGCAUUGAGGGCAACCGAAGGCAGGCAAAGUAUGCAGUUCAUGCCCUGGCAUCAAUAACAAAAGAUGAUGGACUCAUGUCACUAUCUGUUCUAUACAAGAGGCUUGUUGAUGUGCUUGAGGAGAAGUCACAUUUGCCUUCUGUACUACAAUCUCUUGGGAGUAUAGCAUCGAUUGCCAUGCCAGUAUUUGAAACAAAAGAAAGUGUGGUUCAACAGUUAAUAAAGAAAAACAUACUGGAGCGCAGUCAUAUGUCCGGAGAUGAAACAAAUGGAUGUUGGGAUGAUAGAAGCGAACUUUGCUCAUUGAAGAUUUUUGGGCUGAAAACAUUGGUCAAGAGCUAUUUACCCCUCAAAGAUGCACAUCUUCGUUCAGGAAUUGAUGACCUCAUGGAAAUCCUCAAGAACAUACUUGCUUUUGGAGAGAUCUCAAGAGAUAUCAAAUCCAGUUUAGUGAAUAAGGCUCAUUUGAAGCUUGCAGCAGCGAAAUCUGUUCUUCGUCUAUCAAAGCACUGGGAGCAUAAAAUUCCCGUUGACGUCUUUUAUCUUACCUUGAGAACUUCAGAGGCUAAUUUUCCUGAGGUGAAGAAACUAUUACACGCUAAGGUUUAUCAAUAUGUUAAGGAACGGACUUUAGACCCAAAGUAUGCUUGCAUCUUCCUACUUGACAUUUGGUCUCAGCAGCUUGAUUUCGAAGAGAACAAACGCAAUAUGAAUGAUGUAAUCCAAAUUUGUCAGCAAGGGAGAGCACGCCAAGUUUCUACACAAAGUGAUGCAAGUUCUCCACCACUCUAUCCAGAGUAUCUCCUCAUAUAUGCGGUCCAUGCUCUUGCUCAUCAUUCGGUGUGUCCUAAUGUUGAUGAAUGCAAAGAUAUCAGAGAAUAUGAGGCUAUUUACAGGCAAUUGUAUUUAUUCCUGUCUAUGCUAUUGCAUGGAGGUGAAGACGGUAAAUCUGAUAUCAGCAUUGACAGAGACGGAGAGAGUAUUUCUUUAAUGAAGUCAAUGUUUCUGUAUAUCAAGCGCUCUGAAGAUGCUUUUGAUGCAACUAAGACAAAGAACUCAUAUGCUCUGUGCGACCUUGGUCUAUCAAUCAUUAAGCGAUUAGCCCCCCAAAAAGAUGAUGUUCAAGACUUAAAUGCGCUAGUGAACCUGCCUCCAGUGCUAUACAAACCACAUGAGAAUAGAGAAGGAAAUGAGCCGCUGGUGGAUGAAGGGAAUACAUGGUUGGCAGAUGACAGUAUCUUGGCCCACUUCGAGUUAGUCAAGUUGGAAGCUAAUGGAACUAUUUCGGAAGCUGUGGACGAUGGGGGCAUGGACAGCGAAACGGAGGGCAGUGAGAUGCCUUUGAGUAAAAUGAUGAAACAACUAAAAGCUAAGGGAGCAAAGGCAAGAAAAGAGGCAAAGAAUGAGUCUGCACUGGCUGGAGUGGAAAAUGAAAAUGAUGUUGAUAUUUUGAAAAUGGUGAAGGAAAUAAGUUCAGAUAGUUUAGGCAUAACCAGAAAGUUUGAAUCAAGCAAUGGCCAUGAAUAUGUUCAUAAAAAAUAUAGAAGUGAUAGUAAGGCUCAGAAGAGGAAAAAGGUCUGUAGUGAAUCAACAGGUGUUCCCUUACCAAAACGGAGGAGAUCAUCAUCUGCUCAGGGUCAAACGUUUUCUGCCUCAAAGGUUACUUCAAAGAGUAAUACAAUGCCAGUUGAUGAUGAAAUUCAGGAGGCACUCGCAUUUGAUUUUACUGAAAUGAAUGAUGAAUUUCAAAUUGGUUCAGAAGAUGAAUUUAUUCAAGAAAAUAUUACUGAACCUGCAGAGUCGGACUUGUUGGUCUCAUGUAUUAGGAAGAAAUCUGGCUCCGCAAAUCAGAAAAGCAAACGCUCUGAUAGUGAUCAUGGUGAGGCACAUCAUCGUUCCAACCAUGAUGUUAAGAAGAAGAAAGUGAUGGAAGCUGAUAGCAAACUUUCAAUCAGUAAUCCCAAGUUGGGAUCUACAAAGAAGAGAAAACAGAAAAAUGUUGCUGAGUUGGCUAAGAGCGCAUUGAGGGACAAUGGAAGUUCCAUGGCAGACUUGAUUGGUUGCAUAAUAAAAGUUUGGUGGCCAUCAGAUAAAAAGUUCUACGAAGGUGUUGUGAAGUCUUUUGAUUCCCAGAAAAAGAAGCACGUGAUAUUGUACGAUGAUGGGGAUGUAGAAGUUCUACGAUUAGACAAGGAGCGCUGGGAGCUUGUUGACAACGGCCAAAAAGCUGUGAAGUGGUCAAAUACGUUGAAGGGUUCCCAUCCUAAAGGAGUAUCAUCUGGGAAUAAACGGAAAUCGAUAGGAAGCUCUAGAGAAGAUAAAAAAAUGUCUACAGUAUCCCCUCCAUCUCUAACAAGAAGGAAACGAUCUACAAAAGAGAAAGUGGAGCAGAUACGUAAGGGUGUAUGGAAGAGUAAAUCCUCUGCCAAGAGGGGGGGAAGCCCAGUUGUUACACAACCUGAAUCUUCCACAAAGUCCAGUCUUGAUUAUGUGGAAUCAGAGGAACCAAAUGAAAUAUUUGAAAAGAGUUCAGCUGAUGAAGAGCAUUCUGACAAAGAUGAGGGGUCAGUUUCGGAUGAGAAACAAAUGGAAGAUGCUGAGGAUGGCUCAAGUAAUGCUGCAGAAUCCAAAGAAGAAGAAAUGGUAGAAUCAGAUUCUCAAGGCAGUCAAUUUGAUGACAUUAAUAGUCAUCCACAUGCGUCAAAUAAACCUGGAAAGGGGACUCCACCUUCUGAUUUUCUCCUCGCGGAGUUUUCUGAUGAUGAGCCUCUUAACACAUGGAAGCACCGAGUAGGCAAAUAA